Molecule: messenger RNA, 1709 nt
Organism: Sitophilus oryzae (rice weevil)
Lineage: Eukaryota; Metazoa; Arthropoda; Insecta; Coleoptera; Curculionidae
Product: putative inorganic phosphate cotransporter
Exons: 9
Coding region: 229-1635 (468 amino acids)
Biological process (GO): monoatomic anion transport; transmembrane transport
Cellular component (GO): plasma membrane
Molecular function (GO): transmembrane transporter activity
Source: RefSeq, a predicted model, not a curated record
UUAAAUGAUUUAUUAAACAAUGAAACAAUGACUCUAUUGUGAUCCAGACGAUAUGCUAAAUUUUACAAAAGAAUUAUAGUAGUUGAAAGACUGUUGUCAAAGGUUUACAUUGACAUAAUUUGACUUUGAUAUAAUUUUUGUCAAACGGGUUAAAAAAAUAUGCGGUUCUAAAGUACCUACAACUACAAAAAUAGAGUAUAACUUAAAAACUACAGUUAUACUCUUAAAAUGGCUUGUGCGUGUAUACCGAUUCGUUACUACAUAAUUGCUAUGGUCUUCAUAACGACGUAUAUAAAUUACACUACAAGAAGCAACAUGUCUAUUAGUCUUCCAGCCAUGGUACAGCAGAAAGGUAAAAAGGCUUCUAUUCCAGAAUGCAAAAAGGACGAUCCAGCUUCUUACAACAAAUCAGUAUCUGAUACAGGAACAAAAUACGACUGGAACGAAAACGUGCAAGGUCUAGUACUCGGGGCGUACUUCUAUGGAUAUUUGAUAGGAAAUAUACCUGCAGGAGUCAUGUCAGAAUGGAUAGGACCGUUUAAAACGCUGUUUGCCGCAACCCUGCUAGCCGGAAUAUUCAACAGCGUGUGCGUGUGGGUCACUCCGAUCCAUUGGGGAGCAUUGUUUUUCGCCAGAUUUAUAGUUGGAGCUACAGGGGGACUGGUAUAUCCCGCCUUGCAGUGCCUAAUAGGAAGAUGGGCUCCUCCUCAGGAAAGAGGCAAGUUCGUGAGCGGCCUGAUGGGCAAUACCCUAGGAACUUGCCUGACUUGGAUCGUAGUUGGCGCCGUAACAAAAUCCUAUAAAUGGCCUUUCGGUUUCCACAUAUUGAGCAUACAAAUCAUCUUCUAUCUCGUGAUUUUUACGAUAUUUACCGCCGACAGUCCCGAGCAACAUAAGUGGAUAAGUGAUGAGGAACUUAAGUUCAUUAAAGAGUCUCAAGAAGGAAGAGUUUCAAAAACAAAGGCUGUAGCACCGUACAAAGCAAUAUUCACUUCUUUCCCAUUUUGGACUCUAACCAUACUGCAUUUUGGCAAUCUAUGGGGACUCUACGUUCAAAUAACGGCAGUUCCGAAAUUCAUGAAAGAAAUAAUCGGAUUUGAUAUAAAACAAUCUGGAUUCCUAAGUUCUUUACCGCAUUUAUGCCGAUUAUUUUUGGGCUUGGGCUAUGGAGCUCUGGGCGACUGGCUGAAGAAGGAAAAGUUCAGUAGAACUCUAGUAUUGAAAUCAUUUGUUUUACUAUCUCACAUAGUACCAGGAGUUCUAAUGGCUUCCAUGGGUUUGGUAGGAUGCAAUGCCACUGCUGCCACGACCCUGCUGAUACUCAGCAUGUCCAUCAAUGGUGCAGCAGUACUGACUAAUUUAUCGAACCCAACCGAUUUGGCACCCAAUUUUGCCGGUACCAUAUUCAGCAUUAUCAGUUUUAUUGGAGGUGUCACUGGAUUCAUUGUACCAUCGAUAACUGGAGUAUUCAUAAACAUAUAUGGGUCAACCACAAAGGCCUGGGCCCUGAAUUUCGCACUAGGUGGAAUCAUUUAUUGCGGUUGUGGAAUAUUUUUUAUGAUUUUUGGAUCUGCCCAAACUCAACCAUGGAACGAGAAAAAAGAAGAUGCUGAACCGCAGACAUCGGCUAAAUAAAUCACUUCCAUAUAUACAUAUAAUUAUAUUAAACAGAAAAUUAAUAAAUCUGUAUAUAAAUUUGUAGUACAAAA